Patiria miniata (bat star) is the source of this 2156-nucleotide messenger RNA. It is a transcript of the gene tbccd1, whose product is annotated as TBCC domain-containing protein 1-like. The transcript is spliced from 18 exons. Bases 349 to 2004 code for a protein of 551 amino acids. Gene Ontology annotation, cellular component: spindle pole centrosome. NCBI's taxonomy places the organism in Eukaryota, Metazoa, Echinodermata, Asteroidea, Valvatida, Asterinidae. The record is from RefSeq and is a predicted model, not a curated record. Gene Ontology annotation, biological process: maintenance of Golgi location; maintenance of centrosome location.
CACAUUACUCUGCUCGGUACUUCACAAUCUAAUCAACCACGCUGAUAAAAAUGAAGGCAAGUCCGCAAAAAGGAAAUCACCAAUCGCCCACAUGAAGCACUUAACCGAAUCUCGUAAAUCACGAGAAUACGAAAAAGUUCCACGCAUUCAAUUAACCUCGUUGGAGACUCGCAGCCUACCCAAGCCGUGCGCGGCAAAAUGCACUGGGAACGUUUGUGACCUCUAGCUUGAAGUCUCGCAUCGCGCGUGAAUUGAGAUUCAAGAUGGCAGCGGCCUUGUGAGAGGGGUUUUUUGAGCUCAAAGAAGUUCUGAUCAUUCUGCACAAAGUAGCAACUCAUUAGAACCAGGAUGGCUGUCAAUGCCAGCCUGUGGCUCAAGUUUGAUCCGUUCCACAUCGGUGCACUCCAAGUGUCGCCACAUCCAAAACUCUCCGUCCAUUACUUACGGAAGAUAGCUGUGUAUGCAAAGACGAAAGGCAAGGCAGGAUUUCCCAAUCUGAGUUACCCUGUAUGGAAACAUAUUGCAUUGAAUAAACUCAACAUAUGUGAAGACCUAGCAUGGAUGUUCUUUGAAGGUUAUGACCUGCUUUGCGAGUGUCCAGCUGAGACCAGACUAAAGCUCGCUGAGAAGCUUCAAGGUUGCAAAACACCUCAAGAGAAAGAAUUUAUCAAGAAUCAGGCAUCGGUGGAUACCCUGGAGUUCUUGAUUUAUUUGUUCAUUCAGCAAGUCCACAAGAUAUCGCUGCGUUCCUCACUAGUCUCUGGAGAGGAAUGGCCAACACGACCGCGAUCACCCGAUGUAGACAGCAGGGGAGGAACAAUCAACUCCAAGAGUUUGGAUGAAAACACCCACAUGACCUUCCUACAGACUCACCUCAGCGACAUGCUGUCACUGCUCGUCGAAGCCGAUCCCUAUGCUGGUUCAGCCACCGAUGUUCUCAUGUCUCUUCAGUCAGUGCAGGCCAUGAGCUUCAUAUUGGAAGGAUCGGCGGAUGGUAAUAAGACAGUGAAGCCUAUCCAUGACCUGGCCAAAACACAGGGUCUUCAGCUCAGGAGCGGCUACUCAAAGAUCACGUUAGCCUUCACAUGUCGCACAUUCGAGUCUUGGAUCAGGACUAGUCUGGUUGCCAAUCCAUAUGGUGUAGCUGCAUGCAUCUCGGCUGGGCACAGACUCUCUUGGCCUACUGCAGGUGCUGAUGGAGAUGCAGCAAAGAGGGGUCGCAUGGCAACAAACGCACAGAAAGCUCCAUCCAAAAGCAAGUUGGUGAUAUUAUCGCAGAUCUGUAAGCAGACCCUAGCCAAGAGCUCUGCAACACUUGUCAAUGCUCGGGUCAAAGUUCACAGAUGCCAUCACGCCUUCAUCUACCUAUUGUCGCCCCUCAAAUUUGUGAGCAUAGAGAAGUGUCGUCACUCCACCAUUGUGCUCGGGGCAGUGGAGACCACCGUGCAUCUGAGUGGAUGUGAAGACACCAAAGUCAUCACUGCGACACGAAGAUGUAGUGUCAGCGGUUCGACCCUCUGCACCCUCCACCUGCUGACGCCCACCCGGCCCCUCCUACUGGGUGGGAACGAUGCCAUCACCCUAGCCCCCUACCACACCCACUAUCCCACAAUGCAACAGGAUAUGGCCCAGGUAGGGGUCGGCGAGCAUCCCAAUGUGUGGGAUCAACCCCUGUGCAUUGGACCUGAUCACCAAGAAGACAACCCAGUGUAUGAGCUGAUGAAACCAAAAGACUUCUUCACUUUUGUGAUUCCCUUUGAAAUGCAAGGAGAAACAACAGAAAUACCUGGUGGAUUGCCAGCAAGAUUUGAGCGGGCCCUGACGGAACGCAACCGACAGAUCCAAAGUUGGCAGCAGAUGGUGAAGGAAGCCGGCUUGUCCUCGGCCAAACGAAAACAAUUCCAAGCUCUGGUGGAGAGCAGAUUUCAGGCUUGGUUGGAAGAAAGUGGACACAAGAGGGAGCUAGACAGCCUUGUGCCUGCACAUGCCUCACUGGCAAAGUAAAAACUAUUUACAGACGCAAUUUCCCAUGGAAUGGUGGUGGCACAUGAUGUCGUACCUGAAGAAGAUCACUUAACCAGUUCGCGCCGAAUGACGUGUAUACACGCAAAGGUUUUGCGGUAUUUGGAACGGAUGACAGAUAAACACACAGGGAG